Messenger RNA from Chelmon rostratus (copperband butterflyfish), 2490 nucleotides. Its product is annotated as kelch-like protein 33. The transcript is spliced from 4 exons. Gene Ontology annotation, molecular function: protein binding. Lineage: Eukaryota; Metazoa; Chordata; Actinopteri; Chaetodontiformes; Chaetodontidae. The record is from RefSeq and is a predicted model, not a curated record. Bases 1 to 2490 code for a protein of 829 amino acids.
AUGGAGUUUACCAGGCAUUACCUGCCAUUGGAAUGGGAAGAGAGAUGGAGGAAAGAGAAGGAAAAGCGGAAAAGAGUGAUUGAAGAUGCUGGAGAAGAGGGAAUAGCACAGGACAACCGCGAGCUGAGGAGAAUUGUUGCCUUCAAUGACUCCAGGAUGGGCCUGAUGAGUGAGAGGGGUAAUAAAGAGGGGUCAGAGGUCAGGAUAAGUGGUCCUAGUCAGGAGGGAAUUCGGGGGCGUAUGACUGAGGAGGCAUUUGGAGAUGAAGGACUUGUACACACAUACCGCAGUGAAACGUAUCCUGAAGAGGUGUUCAAGGCUUUGAAGGAAUUCUGGGAUUCAUCUCUUCUCACGGACCUGACUCUGACCACUGACAAUGAGAUCAGCUUUCACGUACACUCCGCUAUCCUGGCUGCUGUCAGCUCCUUCAUCCGAGAGAGACUGAGGGAUGAAAGUGCCGAACGUUCAGACAAUAAUAGGGAUGUAGAACUCCAAAGGAGGUCAGUGUCUCUUGGUCCUGAGGUUGAUCAUGUUGGGCUACAGGCAGUUGUGGAGUUUGCCUACACUGGAGCUGUAUUGUCUUUGAACAAAGACAACAUGGCACUGAUUAAGGCUGCAGCUCAAGCACUGGGAGUCCCUAGAAUACUGGAUCUGUGCCACAAAGAGGAGAUGAUGAAGGAAGUUGGAAGUCCUGAGAGGGAAGCACAAAUGAUCCCUUCUCUAGAGCAGAUGAAGAUUACUCUUCAGUCCAUCAAACAUCUGUGGGUAGACAGAGUGGGGUGUGAUGUGAUUUUGGAUGUGGAUGGAGCUUCAUUCCAUGUCCACAGAGCUAUCCUGGCAGCAAGUAGCGACUAUUUCCGUGGCAUGUUUACCUGUGGGAUGAGGGAAUCCAAUCAGAUCCAAGUUGCCCUUCCCUUCCUGUUAGCUUCUGAGUUAGAGGCACUGAUUAGCUGCUCCUACAGUGGGACCCUUCCACUUAGCUGGGACUGUGUCUUUGAAAUCACCUGCAUGGCCCUCCAGCUUCAGUUUCAGCCUGCCCUCCCACUUUGCCUUGAUUUCAUGAGACAGGAAAUGGAUGCAAGCUCAUGCCUUGACGUGGCAUCUUUUGCUGAAGCCUAUGGGAUGUCAGAGCUCCUCGAGGAAGCCAAUGACUUCAUACUGAGGAACUUCUGGGAGGUGUCAGCCACGGCAAAGUUUCAUGACCUACCAGCAGAGAAGCUUCUAGACAUCCUUCGCUGCGAUGGCCUGUCUGUGCCCUCAGAGUUGGCUGUGUUCCGAGCUGUAUCCUCCUGGAUUGAAGCUGAUCCUGAAGAGAGAUUGGGUCAGGCUGGCGUAUUGAUGACCGGAGUCCGGUUCCCCCUCAUGACCUUUCGAGAGUUCAGGGAGGUCAGGGCCAUUAACCUGCGCAUGGAGUGCUUUGGAAACAAGGAGGUGGAACUCUAUGGUUCAGCACUCAAGGAAUUUGGUUUCAGUCUUCUAAAAACUCAAGAUCAGUGUCGGGUCCGGCAUCCCAAAGAUGCUCUGCUUCUGGUCGGGGGAGACCAGCUGAACCAGGAUGCGGGUCUACGCAUAGCAAGUAGGGAACUGUGGUUUGCAAACUCCCUGCGCAGUGGUGCAGGGUUGGUGAAGGAGAUCGAGUGGAGGAGGUUGGGUGAGAUCCCAGACCAGCCAAAGUUCAGGCAUGGAGUAGCAGCAAUGGUGGGAAGGUUGUAUGCGGUUGGAGGAUGUUAUUUCUACUCCAAGAAUGACAUGAUGAAAUCUGCCUACAGUUAUGACCCUGUGCAGAACAGCUGGAGGAGGCUGGCUGACAUGCAGGAGUUUAGAAGUAACUUCUCAGUGGUGGUGUAUGAAGAGCGUCUUUAUGCCAUUGGUGGAGAUAAGGAGAUAAACGCCAAUGUUGACAGCGUGGAAAUGUAUAACCCAGGCACUGACUCCUGGAGCUUUGUCCAGCCCCUGGACCAGGCUUUGAGUGGCCAUGCUGUCACUGUCAUAGGUGGUGGAAUCUUCAUCUCUGGUGGUUUCAACUCAAAGUAUGAGUGUCUGGUUUCCAUGUUCCUUUACCACCCAGAGAGAGGAACCACCUACCUGGCGGACAUGGCCCAUGACCGAGCCCAGCAUUGCAUGGAGCCCCUGCGAGGCCAUCUUUACGUCGCCGGUGGUGUGUGUAACCUGAGGAAGUUUUAUACCGACCAACUAGCCUGUGAGGUGUAUGAUCCCGUGGCUGACUCCUGGACUGCUUUUGCAUCACUGUCUGUACCACAUGUGGGUGCAGCCUCAGCUGUCCUAGAGGAGAAGAUUUAUGUGCUGGGAGGAUACUGCCAGGACGAUUACAGUGAGUCUGGUCUAGUCCACCGGUUCAAUCCCAGCACACAGCGAUGGGAGAACAUGGGCAAACUGCCAGGGGCUGUGACUGACAUACGUGCCUGUCUGCUGCGAUUGCCCCAACACUUCAGACUUCAAGAACAGGCUGGUCAAGAUGAUGAUUUAUAG